Messenger RNA from Argiope bruennichi, 607 nucleotides. Its product is annotated as cuticle protein 10.9-like. The record is from RefSeq and is a predicted model, not a curated record. The coding region runs from base 12 to 518 and encodes 168 amino acids. Lineage: Eukaryota; Metazoa; Arthropoda; Arachnida; Araneae; Araneidae. Gene Ontology annotation, cellular component: chitin-based extracellular matrix. The transcript is spliced from 3 exons. Gene Ontology annotation, molecular function: structural constituent of chitin-based larval cuticle.
AACCUGUAAAAAUGUUUUUCCUGGUAGUACUUUCUUGUGUGGCUUUAUCUCAAGCAUCCCAGAUUCUUCAACCUAUCCUUCAUCAUGCCCAGCCUUACAACUUCGGUUAUGCAAUCAGGGAUCACACCAGUGACCAAUACAGACAAGAAAAAGGAAAUGGACUCGGAGCUGUAGUGGGAAGUUACGGUUUCAAAGACGCCAGAGGAAUCUUUCGUAACGUCAACUACAUCGCUGACCAUGCUGGAUUCAGAGCAGUAGUUAACGGCAACGAACCAGGCACCGCCAAUCAAAACCCAGCAGAUGUUAUCGUUAAUCCUCAUCAGCCUGUUGUGGUUAAAGCAGUCGAACCCAUCCGCGCAGUUCCCGUGGCCGCUGUCCCAACUGCUCUUGGAGAUUACAAAUUCGGACCUGGAUUCGCAGAUGGUUUGGGAUAUUAUGGGGGCGUCAACUUUGCUGUUCCUCUAAUCGGAGGUGCUGUCAGAGGAUACGACAGCCGAUUCGCUAAUGUGAUUGUUUAAAUAAUACUUCUUCUAAAAUCUCUUGCUUAUUUAGUAAUUAAUAAUAAUUGAAAAUUUUAAAAAAUUAAUUAUUGAAUAUUACUGCCAUC